Messenger RNA from Mercurialis annua (annual mercury), 4302 nucleotides. RefSeq lists its product as uncharacterized. Gene Ontology annotation, molecular function: protein binding. The coding region runs from base 182 to 4039 and encodes 1285 amino acids. Lineage: Eukaryota; Viridiplantae; Streptophyta; Magnoliopsida; Malpighiales; Euphorbiaceae. The record is from RefSeq and is a predicted model, not a curated record. The transcript has 5 exons.
GUUAAAAAAAAAACAAAAUAUUACUUCAUCACGUCAGUUUCAUCAUGCUAUAGCCAUUACGCCCACUCUUCAUCAUUACUCCCCACAGUUACACUUUUUUCACUUCAAAAAGGCUCGUCCUUUUCCUCGUCUGAUGCUGUUAAAACCAUAAAAUAAUCCAAAGGGUUUUUUGUGUUAUGCAAUGGAGAAUAUGAUGGAGGAUGAUUUAAAAUUAACGGAGUUAAAGAAAGAAACCAUACGGGAGUCAUUUGAUCAAGCACAUUCACAAGCAAAUUCCAUUCUUUUAUUUACUCUCCAAUGGAAAGAUAUAGAGGAACAACUAGAACUUGCUCAUAAUUCUUUGCUAAAGAAGUUUCAAGAACUUGAAUCCAGGGAGGAAAAAUUAGCGGAAAAGACUCGAGUUCUUGAACAGCGUGAUCAUGAGGUUGAGGUUAAGUUACAAAGGGUGAAAGAAGGGUUAGAUGGGAUUCAAGUAAAGGAGCAACAGUUGGGUGCAGGUAAUGGGUUGAUUGCGAAGUGUAAUUUGGCGCUUAAUUCGAAGGAAAUGAUUUUGAGUUCAGCGAGAAAAGAGGUCGAGGAUUGUAAUGACAUGCUUGAAUUGAAGAAGGAGCAACUGGGGUCUUUGUGGAUGGAGAUUGAAGGGUGUAAUAUGGACCUGAGUGCGAAAAACGAGCAAUUGGGUGUGGCUCGAAAAUCUGUAAAAGAAUGUAAUUUGGAGCUCGAGGCAAAGAAGACGGAAUUGGGGCUGUGUAAAACAAGGAUUGAAGAGUGUUGCAGGGAUUUUACUGUGAAAUAUGAAAUGUUGGAGAAAGUGCAGGAGAAACUUCAAGUAUGUUCGAAGGAGGUUGAAAAGGUGAAAUAUUUGGCUGCAGAUUGUAACAAUGAACUUGAGCUGAAACAGAAGGAAUUGGGUAUGGUGAAGAGUUCGAUCCGGAAUUGCAGUGCUGAGCUUGAGUCAAAAGAGAAACAGUUGGAAGUGCUGCAGGAUUUGACUGUGAAAUGUUCCGGUGAUCUUAAAUUGAAAAGGAGCAAACUGAGUGGAAUUGAUGAGUGUCUGAAGAAGCUUGAUUUGAGAGAGAAGGAACUUCUUGGAACUCAUAGAAUGAUUGAGGAAUGCUCUAAAGAGAUUAAUUUGAAAGAGAAAGAAUUGAAUAACAUCCAGAAAUUGAUUGAGGAGAGGUCUAAAGAUCUAAUUUUAAAACAGGAACGUCUUGGUUCAAUCCAAGUGUUGAUUGAAGAGAACAUUGAAGAACUUGAAGUGAAAGAAAAACAAUAUGAUACAAUGAAGAAAUCUGUUGAUAAAAUCUCUUUAGAACUCCCAUUGAAAGAGAAAGAACUGGAGUUGGUUGAACAAUCCAUUAGAACGAAAUCGACAAAGCUUCGGUCAAUAGGGAAUAGAAUAAAUUUGAAGGAGAUGGAAUUGAGUAAAGUCCACAAAUUGAUCGAGGACAGAUCAAACGAUCUUGAGCUAAAAGAAAAGCACCUUGAUUCUAUCCAAGUGUUGAUUAGAAAGAAUACCGAAGAACUUGAAGCAAAAGAGGAGCAGUGCAAUGAAAUGAAGAGGUCUGUCAAGUCAGAAGAGAAUAAAUUAAAUUUGAAAGGGACAGAACUGGGUAGAAUCCAGAUACUGAUUGAUGAGAGCUUAAAAUAUUUCAAUCUGAACGAGAACAAGCUUGAUUCAAUUAAAUCUUUGAUCGGGGAGAACACUAAAGGACUUGAAAUAAAAGAGAAGCAGCAUGAUGCAUUGAAUAAAGCUAUCUGCGAGUGCGCUGAAAAGCUAAAAGUUAAAGAGAGAGAACUGAAGUUGAUUGAAGAGGCUAUUAGAAAGCAAUCAUCUAGGCUUCAGUUAGAACAGAAGAAAUUCCAUUAUCUUAGAAUUUAUGCAAAGCGGUAUGAAAUAAACUUUAAACGAAACACAAAAGGCUUGAAUUUAGUCAAGAGAAAAAUGAAAGCAUAUUGGGGUGAUCUCAAGCUGAAAGAGAAAGAAUUAAAUGCUAUUCAAGAAUCAGCUAGAGAAAAAAAUGAACAACUUCAGUUGAAGGAGAAGCUUUUACAAUCAAUCCAAAGGUCAAUUGCGGAAUACUCUGAAGAGCUUGAGACAAAAACUAAGAACCUUGAUUUGGUGGAGAAAUCUUUGCAAAAAUCCUCUGAUAAUUUUUCCUCAAAAGUAGCAGAACUGGAUUCAAUGAAACGAAUUUGUGAUUUAAGCAAAGAGCUUGAAGAAAAGGAAAACUCUUGUGAUUUACUCAAAACAAGAUUGGAAGAGUGCUUGGAUAAGCUUGAAAUGAAAGAGAGACAGUUUGAAGAACACAUGGAGGAGUGUAAAUUAAAAGAAAAGGAAAAUUAUCUUGAUACAAUGCAAAAAUCAGUUGAAGAAUGGUGUAAUCAAGUGGAAUUGACAGAGAAACAAGUUAGUACCGAUUUUCAUUCACAGGGAAUGAAUGCCCAACCGGAGAAUUUGAAGGCUAACAACUGCAUUAAUUCCUUGAUUGAGGGUUUGCAGUGUGAAAAGACAGUUAAUGGAAAAAAAUUGCAGUUGUUCUUGAAUGAGCAUUUGACAAAACAUGAUUUGAUUCACCAUGAAGUCUUCACUACCAUUCAGAAGUCACCAGACCCAGGAAAGCUGGUACUAGAUGCUAUGCAAGGGUUUUAUUCCCCGUGUUUGGAGAAGAGGGAUAUGGAGUUUGACUCGAGGGUUGUUAGGAGGAGUUGUAAUGCUUUGUUAGAGCAAUUGUUGAAAAUAUCACCAUCCAUUAAGCCAGAGAUACAAGAAGAGGCAAUGAAGCUGGCUAGUGAAUGGAAGUUGAGGAUAAAGCCAGAGCCUGAGAGCACUCUGGAGGUAUUGUGUUUUUUAACACUUGUGGCUGCAUUUGGUUUGGCUUCUGCUUUUGCUGCUGAUGAACUCCGAAGUCUUCUUGAUGCUGUUUCCCAUCAUAGGCAGGCUCCUAAAUUGCGCGAAGCUCUUAGAAUUGCGGAGAGUUUACCUGGGAAUCACAUUUGUUCUUCACAUGUAAAUCUUGAGCAAACAGAGCAAGCCAAUGAUCUAGUGCACUGUUCAUCAGCAAAUUGGCAGUAUGGUGCCACAAUUGAUGAUAGGAAUUCACAAUUGAUGCUGGAUGAUGACAUGAAUGGAGAUGAUUUGAACCCACAUGAAAUUUUAGCUGCCCUAAAGAUUACGCCGGAUCCUGCAAAAUUUGUUUUGGGAGUGAUGCAAUCAUGGUAUUCUCAGCAUUGGAAAAAUAGUGGUACAACACUUGAUACAAAUCUUCUCAGAAGUAAGAUCCUAUUAAUCACCCAACUGAUGAAACUCUCGCCGACAAUAAGUCCUCUGGUGAAAUCAGAAGCUUUGAAAUUCUCAGUUUCUUGGAAAGCAAAUAUAAGAACGGACCCUGAUAAUUCAUUGGAAGUUUGGGCCUUUUUGUUGUUUUUAGCUGUGUAUGGAUUUGUUUCUUUUUUUAGCGUUGACGAGGUCUUGAGGUUUCUUUUAGUUGUUGCACAUCACAGACGGGCGCCUGAAAUAAGUCACAUCCUCGGUUUCACAGCUAAGGUACCUGUUUCUGACCUUAUUCAGUAUUUUGUUCUAAAGAAGCAAUAUAUAGGGGCUAUUAGAUUUAGUCAUGCAUAUGGGCUCACCGAUAAGUUUCCACUGGAAGUCAUCCUGAAACAGUAUCUGGAGUAUACAAGAAUGUGGACCAGAAUCUCCAUGGAUGGUGGAAAGGAUUUGCUAAAAUACCAGGAUAAAGAAUUAGGUGCUCUUAGAUCCAUACUAAAUUGCAUAGCAGAAUACAAGCUUGAAUCCAGAAUUGCACCUUGGGACAUAUUUGUUCGCAUUGUCGAGCUAGAGAAGCAAAAGGCUAGCAUUGUGCACUCUUCGUUAUCGUCACUGGCUCCCGCAACACUUCAGCAGCAAUACGACCAGAAUUUAAGGCAUGAGUUGCCAAUGCAGGGUAACAAUAAGCGUCCUAGGGUAGAUGUAUCUGUCGAUAGACCUUACUCGUCCCAACUUCCUAUCAACGAGGUCAUCAGCCUUAACGAAUGACUGCUGUAGCUUUGCUAACUCAUUUAUCUCAAUGGAGAGUGCAAAGUAGAGGGUUAGAGCAUAAAAUGCUUCAUGGGUAGUAAGUAGUUUAGGAGUAGAGGUUUCUUUAGGGUUUACAUAAUAUCCUACUACUUUGAAAAAGAAAAAUGUUAAGUAAGAAGUGUAGAGAAUUUCUUGUAUAUAAAUCCAUCAACCUUAAGCUUAAAUCUACCACUGUACUAUUAAAAGUCUUUGAUCAGUAGUAACCCUUCUUUUGCUGCUUA